AUGAUACCAUCCAAAGUGUUUGUCAACACGUCUGAGGAAGAACUUGAGAUUGUAUUGGAAAUCAGGAGCAAACUGAGGGAGGACCCAUCCCUAGACCCCAUUAUCCAGUUCCUGACAGAAGAUGUUGACAAUGCACCUCCCUUCAUUAAGAAGGCUUACAGAGACUACAAUUGGGAGGAAGACCUCCUAUGGUACCGUGGAAAGCUAGUUGUCCCAGAUUUGGAAGUCCUGAAGGAACGUCUACUCAGAGAAUUCCACAAUUCACCCCUGGCAGGACACCCUGGACAACAGAGAACCUUGGAACUCCUGAGCCGCAGUUACUGGUGGCCAGGAAUGAAGUUGUCCGCCAAGGAAUGGGUAGAAUGUUGUCCAACCUGCCAAGCCAAUUGCCGCGCUCACGCUCCUGUCAUUGCCCUGAAACCCUUACAAGUUCCCCCCUUUCCGUUCCACACAAUAUCCUACAACUUCAUCACAGGAUUUCCCAGGUCCAACGGGCACAACGCAAUCCUGGUAGUAAUUGACUCCUUCUCCAAGUUUGGGCAUUUCAUCCCAACCUCCAAAAAGGUCACUGCAAAAGGAAAAUUCUUGAGGGCAUUAUAUCAACAACUUGGGGUCAGGCCAGCAUUUUCCUCAGCUUAUCACCCAGAGUCAGACGGGCAAACGGAAAGGGUCAACCAGUUCAUUGAGUUUUAUCUGCGUUCCUAUGUUGCAGCCAACCAUUCCGAUUGGGCUGCGUGGUUACCAUUGGCAGAAUACGCAUACAAUAAUGCCAAACAUGCAGCAACCGGGAAAACACCAUUCGAGCUUGUCUAUGGACAAAACCCAGUCAUGAACCUGUCCAAUGUAUCAGCCAACGUCCCAGAAGCAGAUGCGGUAGCAGAUACACUAGCCUGUGAAUGGAAAGAAGCGGAGGCAGCUCUCCAAAUGAGCAAAGAACGCAUGACCAGGAGCCAGGGAAUAAUUCCAGAAUACUCAGUAGGCAAAAAAGUCUGGCUGGAUGGGAAGAACGUGGAACUUAGGACCAAUUCAAACAAGUUAGACCCCAAACGCCUUGGUCCCUUCAAGGUCAUUGAAAAAAUCUCUAGUCACGCCUACCACCUGGAACUACCAGAAACUCUGAAAAUCCAUGACGUCUUCUAUGUUGGAUUACUAUCAAAAAGCCACGAGUCACCAAGUCAGCCAUUUCCAGAACAACCUCCCCCUGAAACAAUAGAAGGAGAGGAAGAAUAUGAAGUGGAACAGAUCAUCAACUCUAAACGCCAAAAAGGAAAAUGGUUCUACUUGAUAAAAUGGAAGGGAUACAGUCCGGAGGAUAAUUCAUGGGAACCGGAGGAGCUAUUGAAACACAGCCAGGAAGAGAUCAAAUGCUUCAAUCAAGCAAGACUCAAAAAGGCUUGUGACGCCGCCAAGAGCCUUUAA
Molecule: messenger RNA, 1419 nt
Organism: Rhizoctonia solani
Lineage: Eukaryota; Fungi; Basidiomycota; Agaricomycetes; Cantharellales; Ceratobasidiaceae
Product: Retrotransposable element Tf2 protein
Exons: 2
Coding region: 1-1419 (472 amino acids)
Biological process (GO): DNA integration
Molecular function (GO): nucleic acid binding
Source: RefSeq, a predicted model, not a curated record